Molecule: messenger RNA, 1674 nt
Organism: Drosophila obscura
Lineage: Eukaryota; Metazoa; Arthropoda; Insecta; Diptera; Drosophilidae
Product: corticotropin-releasing factor-binding protein
Exons: 7
Coding region: 412-1437 (341 amino acids)
Biological process (GO): hormone-mediated signaling pathway; negative regulation of corticotropin-releasing hormone receptor activity; negative regulation of corticotropin secretion
Molecular function (GO): corticotropin-releasing hormone binding
Source: RefSeq, a predicted model, not a curated record
GCGGCAGCGUUGACGCAUCGUCCUGGACCAGUCGACCAGCAGAAGUAGCACCAGCACAAGCGCCAGCCCUGCACUGCAUCGGUUUCUGUCACCUAACGGUUUCUUUAUCCGAAUUCAAACCCGCUUCAAGCAUACACAGCGUGUCUCCGUCAGCCUCGCGUGCUUUUGUCAUUAAUUUCGCGCUUUAAUGAAGUUAUUGAGUGCGUGAUUCCGUUGCUAAUCUUUGGAAUCGGCUUAGAGCGCUGGUCAGCCGAAGGAUCAAAGCGCCAGCGCCGGACGCGACAUUUUUGGGCCGUCGGCUAAUUGAAAAGUGGCCUCAGGACGGCAUUCCAAAGCAGCUCCCGUUGAAGCUCCAUCUCCCAAGGCAACUGGCAAUUUCACGCCUCAGCUUAACCCGCGAAAGCCGUCGCAAUGAAGCUGGUCGUUUACGUCUACUUGUCCAUGAUUGUGCUGGGCGUUCAGGCCUGGCCCAGUGUGAAGCGCUCCUUUGAGCUCUACCCCAGCCCGGCGAUGCCCCACAAUGUGCACACGGUGGCAGAAUGCAUGCACGUGGCCUCCGAGGCAGGUGACUACAUCUUCAAGAAGCUACCCCCCCUGCCCGGUCUCAAUCGGGAAGCGGCUCUGCUCGAGCUGGAAGCCGUUGCAGCUGCUGCUGCAGGAGUGGAUCACGGACUGGGACUGGGAGUGGGAGUGGAAGAGCAACCGGAGGUCUGUGGGCUGUAUGUGAUUGGCGAGCCCGACACAAUUGUGGAGAUUACAAUGAAGCACUACGACGCCAACUGCGAAACAGGAUCCCUCAUGGCGUUUGUUGAUGGCUGGGAGCUGAACGGUGAGUACUUCCCGGGCAUUAAGGAUCACCAUCGACCGCUGGAGGAACGUGUCUACGAAUUCUGCAACAACUACAAGCAGUGGCCCCGUGUUAGCAACAAGAAGUUCUUCCGAUCCAGUCAGAACGCUGCCCUGCUGCAGUACCGUAUACCCGGCCGAGGCUCCUUCGUGGCCAACGUGCGCUUCCACAAGAUCACACAACCUUGCAAUGUACUGGUCCAGGACACCGUCGCCGUUUACAAGAUGACAAACUUUGGCCAAGCCCGCAACUGCACCAUCUCCGCGCUCUUUCCGGCCGUCGUGUCUUUGGCCAGUGUGCGGAUCGGUGGCAAGAGUGUGCGAACACAGCAGAAGGUGAAUUAUGAUUGUCAGAUGUUUGAGGAUCGCCUGGAGAUCGGCGGGUCCUCUGGUCUGGAUUCCAAUAGCGUGGAGCUGGCCAGCGCCGUGUGUGGAGCCGGCAACGAGCCGGGGCCCGAGCAGGCCAUCUUUUGCGGGGUGAGCACCGUGCGCCUGGUGUCCACGGGUCGCUACCAGAACCAGGCAGCCCUCAUCCUCCGCAAGGCCGAUGAGCAGGACCUCGACAUCGCGACGCUUAUGUGCGCGCUCUAAGCGACGUCCUGGACUCAAUCCAUCUGUGUAUAUGUAUGUACAAAAGCAGCGGCAGGGGCGGAAGACGAAGUGAAUACGAAUACGACGACACCCUCCCCGGACUCCAUCGUAGUGCUUAAACCCAAACUUAAACUUAAACUUAAUCCAAGCUACUAGUAAUUCGCAAAGUAUCCGCUACCCGAGAGGCAUCUUGGGACUCUAUAUAUAUAUAUAUAUGUAUAUGUAUAUCGAACAUUC